GCGGAGCGAGCUUAAAAUACAGGUUCUAAAUUUAGAGUCGCGUGUAAAAACGAGCGGAGCCAUGACGCGAAAACACGCGGCGCCGCGGCCGAGAAAUAGUUGAGCAGUGAGGUUUUCGUGCUAUGGAAAAUGUGACGGUGGAACCGGGAAAAUCGGGGGACGUGCCGCCGGAGCCGAUAGCGGGGAGUGCGGGAAAACCCCGUCGGAACAACUACGGACCGGGCGGACGCUUCGGGCACCGCAGGAGCCCGACGACCGGGCACAGGCGACGCCAUCUCACGCCCGACCCCAAGAGGGGCGGCCCCAAUGGAGGGGACGAGUCUGACGUCAGCAGCGCCGAGUCGGGCAGGGACCCGCCGCCACCGGCCGCAGCCCCCGGAGCCCCGGACAAGCGGCAAAGGCGCAUCUCAUCCACCUCGGACGACGAAGCCGAGCACCUCCACCCCAAGAGCAAAGUCAAAGCCAAGAGAAGCCUCUCCGCGGUGGAGGCCAAGAAGAGAACCAAGAGACUCAUCGAAUCCGAGAGCACCACUGAUGAAGCCCCGAUCGCGGUCCCGGACAGCGGGAGCGUCCUGCGGCGGCGACACAGGAGCAAAUCCAAAGAGACCCCCGAGAUGCAACAUCCAUCGGAGAGCAGUCAAAAUACAGGCGAUGCCUGGUGGAAAAUAUGGCCGAGGGCUAAGAGUGCCGAGCCGGAGGCAAAAACCCCGAGUCGCCCCAAGAGAACGAGAAGCGCCUCCAGAGGGAAAUCGGAUCGGGAGUCGACAGAUGAUCAGCGGAAACCGCAAGCUCCCACCAGGAGUAGACAACAAAGCCGCCCUAAUUCGGAACUCUACAAGGACGAGAGCAGCGAUGACUUCUGGAAGCCCAAAGGCAGCAUGGAGAAAUUGCAUUCCAACUACACCGAGAGACAGAAAGGAAGAACGGAGCCGAAGAUGGAAGAGAAGGGGCAACAGGAAGACGAGCCUGUAUCGAGUAAAGACAGCGCUCAAAAUGGCCUUCGGGAGCAGAUCGUAGAGAAGAAAGGCGAGAAGAAAAGCAAGAUCUUGGAGACGAGGAAGUUGGGCACUGCGGCGAAACCGAGAACUGCGGAAAAAGUCGAGGUCACCGAAAAUGACGGGAGUCUCUUGAUCAAGCGCAAGUUCAAUUUGAAAUUUUGGACGAGCGACUCGCGGCGUGAGUGGAGGAAUUUUGUCGCCGAUAACGCGGUGGAGGUUAGGAAAAUUCGCGCGCUUAAAAACAAGUGCAUUUCGGAUUUAGUGCUCAUGAUACUGUUUUGUGGGGUGGGUGCGAUAGUGUUCAGGUCGAUCGAAGGCGCCUUCGAGAAUUUCUACAAGUGCGGCGUGAAGCGGGUGAAACGAGAUUUCAUAGACAAUUUGUGGCUCCGGAGUCAUAACCUACCGGAGGAGGAGUGGAAGUCCCUAGCCAGGCACAAACUCAUGGAUUUCGAGGAGCAGCUCCACACUGCCUUCGAGGCUGGACUCAGCACGUAUAGCGGUCAAAGGUCUUGGAGCUUCAUUAACGCUUUCAUUUACUGUUUGACCGUUAUAACCACGAUAGGCUACGGUCACAUAACACCAUCAACAACAACAGGGAAGAUAAUAACUAUGGUGUACGCAGUCUUCGGCAUUCCUAUGUUUCUAAUUUUACUAGCGGACUUCGGUAAGAUGUUCACAAGAUGCAUCAAGUUCCUAUGGGCAUUUGUGCGGCGACUCUACUACACAGGAAGCUGCCGUAAAGUUCGCCGAAAUGUUCCUCAGGAGGUGAUGAAAGGAGUGCAAAUAGUAUACAGUAUGACCAAGAAACGACGGUCGAGCACAGUGAAUGGGGAAAUCGGAGAGGAGGCUCAGACAACGGCCCUCCCUCAACAGUUGGCGUUCCUUCAAACACGGGCGGACAAUGAAAGUCCAGGGACGCCGGCCCUCAGCACCUAUGCCAUCGACGACGAGUUCAACUUGCCCAUUUCCGUCGCCAUCACCAUCCUCUUACUCUACAUCAUCUGCGGGGCCUCCGUUUUCUAUUAUUGGGAGGAAUGGGGCUUCCUAGAAUCUUUCUAUUUCGUAUUCAUCUCUAUGUCUACCAUCGGAUUUGGAGAUUAUGUGCCCAAGAAUCAAAUGUAUAUGAUGGCGUCAAUUGUGUACCUGGUUUUCGGAUUGGCUCUAACAUCCAUGUGCAUCAAUGUCGUUCAGGAAAAGCUUUCCGACUCAAUUCGACGAGCCAGCGCCAAAAUAGGAGCUACAAUAGGAUUCCAAGAGGACCUCACACUCAAGACGGACGAUGUAACUGACGGCGAGGCACAGAUAGUCGAGGGAAAGUUGACAGUCAAAGAUGAUGCUCUUUACACAGAAAACGAAAGCUCAAAAUUAUAAUAUAUGAUAAGCUUUG
Molecule: messenger RNA, 2385 nt
Organism: Bemisia tabaci
Lineage: Eukaryota; Metazoa; Arthropoda; Insecta; Hemiptera; Aleyrodidae
Product: TWiK family of potassium channels protein 18
Biological process (GO): potassium ion transmembrane transport; stabilization of membrane potential
Cellular component (GO): plasma membrane
Molecular function (GO): outward rectifier potassium channel activity; potassium ion leak channel activity
Source: RefSeq, a predicted model, not a curated record